This is a messenger RNA of Tarenaya hassleriana, 1326 nucleotides long. RefSeq names its product F-box protein PP2-A12-like. The coding region runs from base 243 to 1118 and encodes 291 amino acids. Gene Ontology annotation, molecular function: protein binding. The transcript is spliced from 3 exons. The record is from RefSeq and is a predicted model, not a curated record. Lineage: Eukaryota; Viridiplantae; Streptophyta; Magnoliopsida; Brassicales; Cleomaceae.
AAAUCCAAAUCCCAUACGCUUGUUCUGUCACCACCAAACCCUUCCUUUUUAUUGCCAUCUCCCUUGGCAAGGAAUUGCGUGUCCGAAGAAAAAUCCAUGAUGAAAAGGUUCGAAAUUUGCGAAGAUUAAGGCCGAAGACUUCGUUUUCUGGAGAAUUCUCGACUGCCCAUUUCCUUAAAUACCGAGGAUCUUCAAUCUCGCGGAAGGGUUUUUUUUCUUCCGGGUUUUGGAUCCCGUGCUUGAUGGGUGCGGGUUUAUCUGGUUUUCACAAUGAGUUUUCGACGAAUUCUUGGUCCGGGGAUGGGAAUUUGUUGAAGCCCAAUCUAGGAGAUUUGCCGGAAAGUUGUGUGGCUCUGAUUGUUGAGAAUUUGGAUCCGGUGGAGAUCUGCAGAUUCGCGAAGCUCAACAGGGCAUUUCGCGGCGCUUCCUGGGCGGAUUUCGUCUGGGAAUCAAAACUCCCCCCUAAUUACAGGCUUAUUCUCGAGAGAAUCCUCGGUGGUUUCCCAGAAAAUUUGCAGAAACGGGAUGUUUAUUCAUGUCUUUGUCGGAUUAAUUCCUUCGACGGCGGCACGAAGAAAGUGUGGCUAGACAAGAGAACUGGAGGUGCCUGUCUAUGCAUUUCAGCCAAGGGUUUAUCAAUCACCGGCAUCGAUGAUCGGAGAUAUUGGAGUCAUAUUCCGACCGAUGAAUCUAGAUUUUCUUCCAUAGCAUAUCUCCAACAAAUCUGGUGGUUCGAAGUGGACGGAGAAAUCAAUUUCCCCUUCCCGCCCGGAGCCUACAGCCUCUUUUUCAGGCUUCAGCUCGGCCGACCGGGGAAACGGUUUGGCCGCCGGGUCUGUAACACUGAUCAGGUUCAUGGUUGGGACAUUAAACCGGUUCGUUUUCAGCUCUGGACCGAGGAUGGUCAAUACUCUACAUCCCAAUGCACGCUAACCGAACCAGGAAAUUGGAUCCAUUACCACGGGGGAGAUUUCGUCGUCGAGAGAUCGAAGAGGACGACUACGAAGAUAAAAUUCUCGAUGACCCAGAUCGAUUGCACGCAUACAAAAGGCGGGUUAUGUCUAGAUUCUGUUAUCGUGUACCCGAGCCGGUACAAGGAUCGGUUGAGUCGGGUUUAGGUAACCAACCGAGGCCGGUUUAGGGAAGAGGGUUAAAGCAAGGUUUUUUUAUUUCCUUUAGCCUUUUUGUAGUAUUAUUGGGGUACCCAAAACUAGCAUUUUAGUUUAGGGUUCUUAUCGGAGUUUAGUUCAUAUAUAUGUAAACCCUAAAGUUGUGAACUUCAAUCUUUUAUUGUUUUGUUAAAUCUCUAUUUACAAUGAUCUUUUA